Neurospora tetraspora is the source of this 2051-nucleotide messenger RNA. RefSeq lists its product as uncharacterized. The record is from RefSeq and is a predicted model, not a curated record. Bases 30 to 1745 code for a protein of 571 amino acids. The transcript is spliced from 6 exons. NCBI's taxonomy places the organism in Eukaryota, Fungi, Ascomycota, Sordariomycetes, Sordariales, Sordariaceae.
AUCUUCUUCUUUCUCACACAUUCAACACCAUGAGCUGCUGGAGUGGUGAGCACUACCCGCUGAGUUUCGGCUUCGACCAGAUCCUUACUUCGGUCCAUGACUGGUCAUGCCACGAUUACUAUACCGAUACCACGACAAAGAAGGUGUUCAAAGAGGAAAACAAGAAUUCUCGCAUCGAAGUUCUGUUCCAGCCCCACGCCAGCAACCAGAACAUUCUUUUUCAGCAUGUUGACUCGGGAUUUUCUGAGGAUCAGUCCAAUGAGACUUGCGAUUCCGCAACAGAGAGUCCCAGUCCCGAUACAGAAGAGUUCCAGGUUGACUGUGACACCGCGACAAUUAUGUCUUCAGCGAUAGUGCAAGACGAAGACCAGCUGAUGGAAGUUAUGAAAACUAGAACGGAUUUCCGCGUUUACUUCUUGACCCAGAAAAACUCGUUCCGCCAAUUGCGAAUUACAGAGUCCUUGUUCAAACAUCUUGUGGAUGUGAAUCGUAUCUUUCCCAAAUUCCGGGAGGUCUUGAUCGGGUUUGGAGAUAAGCAAACCGAAGAGGAGGUCGGGCCUCCAGCAUUUACCUUCAGACUCUCAAGGCCUUCCACUGGGCAGCCUUGUCCGGGAAUGAAGGAUGAAUAUUUAGACUUGAACACGGGAUUUGAAUGUUCAUACGCCCUACGCUUUGUGGAGCGUCCAAAUCGGCCAGCAGCAGAGCCAUGGUCGUUGCGACAAACAGACUUUUACCACCAAUACAACUGCAAAGGCAUAUCCAAGAGCCGCGGGACAUCGACGUGGAUUCUCAUGGGGUCUUCAGACAUGCCAAAAGUCAUUCUGGAACUUUACUGCCGCAGGACUCAACUCUCAGUCCCCAACUGCAAUCCGCUUGAGCUCCACGUCAUCUUCCUGGACAUGGCCAUCUCCACUUGGAGGCCAUACAUGAUUGACCUCGAGAGACGCGUUUCCACACAGUCAGACAAGGCCUCUGUGGCUGAAACACACGAAGAUUUCCUAUCCCUCAAUGACGAGCAAAAGCUGCACUACCUGGAGCUCCGACUGCUUGAUAUAAUCCUAUGCAUGGAUUCAACAUCACACACAGUUGGGCAAAUGACGGAGAUGUAUAACCAGUACCUCUGGGUAAUCGGGGGUGCUAGCAUAGGAGACGUGGGGUAUGCUGCCCAAACGGACGGGAUCCUUUUAGCAUUGCGGCAGCAAGCAGCAGAGGUUGGGUACAUUCGAAAAAAGGCAGAGGCACUGGUGGCCAAGUGCAAAGAAAGUAGAAACUUGGUAAGAGCAAACUUCCUCUUUCCUGGGGAGGCACGCGUCAAGGGGGAGCAACCCACUGAUGUCAAGACGUCACAGACCUCUCGGUUCUUGGAGCUACAAACCGCGUUAGCGCUCAAGAAAAUCCAGACCGACACUCAGCAAGAAAGCAAGUCCAUGCAUGACUUGACCAAGAAAGGACACAGUGACUCCAAGAGCCUCAAAGUGCUGAGUAUCAUCACGCUGGUGUAUCUGCCGGCAACUAUCAUCAUGAGCUUCUAUUCUACCCAGUUUGUCCAGUACGAUGAUGACGCCGGGAAGCUGCGAUACACCGGAGACUGGUGGCUGUUUCUGGUUGUUUCGGUGCCCAUCACGCUGUUCACCGUCGGAAUCUGGUAUUUCUUUUCGCGAAGGUACUCGAGGAAGUAUCAUGAUGAGAAGCCGUUUGGGGAGGAACAAGGUGGAGGGAAUCAUGAUGUGGAGAGGGGAAAGUGAGAAGUUUGAGGGCCUCAAUGCAGGCAGUGGUACAUUUUUCACAGUCCCGUGAUCUUACACGGGCGACAAGCUCCCAUCGUCACGUCCAACGCAAAGAUGUACGUGUAAACGGAAGGAGCAAAACAGGCGGGGCUGCAUCCGUCAAGGUCCUCUCCGAAAGCGGUCGAAGGAGGGCAGUAGCAAGAAGGAGCAACCCACCUCUUACAUCGGAUGUAAUGUCUCAAAACAAGAAGAGAUGUCACGUUCCGAGCUUGGGAAGGAGCGUCUUCACCGCCGGUGACAAGUGAGGGGUAAAGGAAAGGGAAG